Molecule: messenger RNA, 678 nt
Organism: Prunus armeniaca (apricot)
Lineage: Eukaryota; Viridiplantae; Streptophyta; Magnoliopsida; Rosales; Rosaceae
Source: the annotation of a GenBank genome assembly
AUGAUUGAACACAGAUAUCAGAGGACUACUUUAGACCAUUGUGUAUGUGUGAAAAGAUUUGAUGAUGGUGAAUUCAUCAUACUUCUUCUCUAUGUCGAUGACAUGUUGAUCGUAGGACAAAACAGUGACAAGAUUAGCAAAUUGAAGAAAGAGUUGAGCAAGUCUUUUGCUAUGAAAGACUUAGGACCCGCAAAACGAAUCCUCGGUAUGAGUAUAUCCCGUGAUAGAAAAAAUCGGAAGUUGAGGUUAUUACUAGAAAGUUAUAUCAAGAAAGUACUAAAGCGGUUUAACAUGGAUAAAGCAAAACCAGUUUCUACUCCAUUUCCUAGUCACUUCAAGCUUAGUUCAAAGCAGAGUCCUGCAUGUGAGAAAGAAAAAGAAAACAUGGCUAUGGUGCCAUAUUCCUCAACUGUUGGUAGUAUGAUGUAUGCAAUGAUUUGCACGAGGCCAGACAUAACGCAUGCAAUUGGCGUUGUAAGCAGAUUCCUAUCUAAACCAGGUAAAGAACAUUGGAAUGCUGUGAAGUGGAUUCUCAGAUAUCUCAAGGGUACUUCCAAAAUGAGUUUGUGCUUUGGAGGUGGAAAACCUGCAUUGAUUGGCUACACAGAUGCAGACAUGGCAGGAGAUCUUGAUUCCAGAAAAUCUACUUCAAGAUACCUAAUUACAUUUUUAGGAUGA